Molecule: messenger RNA, 5383 nt
Organism: Lucilia sericata (common green bottle fly)
Lineage: Eukaryota; Metazoa; Arthropoda; Insecta; Diptera; Calliphoridae
Product: protein folded gastrulation
Exons: 3
Coding region: 1148-3718 (856 amino acids)
Source: RefSeq, a predicted model, not a curated record
GUUAAAUGUCAAAAUAUUAAAAAAUAUAUAUAUUUUAAUAUAGAAGAGAAAAAAAUUUUAUUCAAAAAAAAAUUCAAAAUUUUUUUUAUUUUACAAAAAUUUACACAAAAUUAAACAACUUCAUUUAAUAUUCCUGCGUUAUUUCUCUGUUACUUCUCAUUGUUGUUGUAUAAAUUAUGGUGAUUAUUUUAUCAGUGUUUUUAUUGUUGCAUUUUUACAUUAAUAUUCCUUGUUGAGAAAAAAAAAAGAGUGUAAAAAAUAACAAAAAAGAAAAACAAUAUAUAAAUAAAAAAAAGUUACACACCCUCAACACAUUAUUAUUAUUAUUAUUGUUGUUUAAUAAUAUUUAUAAGAAAAAGUAAAGAAAGAAGAAAUUUCUUUUAUGAAAACAAAAGUUGUUGAAAAUUUCACACAUUAAAAAAGAGAUCAGAAAAAAUUUUAAUAACAAACAAAAAUUGAUUGAUCCCCAGCAACCACUUUUUUCAUCUUAAAAUUUUAUAAUUUUUAAACGAACCCCUCUCUCUUUUGCAAUCUAUCACUCAAUGUGUUAUUUGCUCCCCUUAAUACUAGUGGCAAAUUAGUGUUCUUGCUCUUAAAAAAAAAAAAAAUUCUGAGAAGUGUUGAUAAUAAACCCUCAUCAUUUUCUGUUUUUCUGGUAUAAACCAAAACAAAAACUACAACAAAUGUGGAUUAAUAACAAUUAAAGCAUCCAUUGAUGAACGUUUUCAACACUAACAGCAAAAAUUUACCCGCAGAAGCCAAGAAAUAAGAACCACGUGAUAUGAAAUAUUUUAUGGUUCAAUUGUUCAAUUUCAUUGUGACUGACUGCUCAUAACAUUCAGAAUACACAAUAGUCAACAAAACUAUAUUAAUGGGUUUUGAACCGGAUUUUAAUGAACAAAUCAUAGCAAACACGCUAAACAUCCACAACACUGUAGUUAACACAUACAUUUUUAAUGUCCGCAAAACAUCAAAAAUCGCAAAAAGCUGUGUUUAAAAAUCCAAAAGCAAAUAAACAGUAACAGAUUCAGUUUACAAGCAUAAAUCGAACACAAAAAAAAUAUUGCAAAAAAAAAAAAAAAUAAAACAGUGUAAAUACAAAAGGAAAAACUUAAAACCCCAUAACUAGUAAAUAAAAAAAGUCAAAAUGAAUUUUACACCCACAAUAUUUAUAGUAAAGCUACUGGCGGCCAUGCAAGUGUUAAUGACACUUGAUAUGCCCUUGAGCACAACGAUGGCAUUGCCUGUUACAUCGAAGCCCAUCGAAAGUACAGUGGAAAAUUUGGCAUGGCAGGCCUGGAUUGAAUUACCACCGGAACAAAAACAACAAGUGAAAUCACGUAAAGUUACACCAAAAUCAAUAUUUACUUUGCCAUUACGAGUGGAGUGUCCGGAGGGACACAAACAGGUGGAUACUAAAUGUAUACCCAUCGUUAUUGGUUCCAAUGAUGUAUUGAUCGAUUUGAAUGCAUUGGGUCUGUUGGUGGGAAAUACACAAACCGAUGAACUCUACGAUUACGAUGAUAUGGGAGAAGAAAUGGGUAGCUCUCUGCCGUAUGGUAGUGAAAUGCCAAUGGGGGAAGCGGAAAAAUCUGUAGAAGGCAUAACGGUUGAAUUGAAGCCACCCUCGAAAGAUGAACCUUUAAAAUUUAAUAUAUUUGAAAAUAAGUUCAAUAUAUUUCAUGAAGAACCAUUGGAAGACUAUUCAUCGAUAUCAAAUGAGGGCGUACAAAGCUCGGAAAAGGAGCAAAAUGUUACCUUGACUACUCCCCAGGCAACGAACAAAACUACUGUUGCUCAAGCCAACAUAACUGACAUUAAUGAUUUGGUUAGUGAAGCCUCAAAUAUCUCGGAAAAUAGUUUUGAAAUUUACAUGCAGCGCGAAAAGAGCUCCACUUCCUCCACUGAUAAUGUAGCUGAAGAAAGUUAUACUUUGACAACUUUGGCAGAUGAUCCAGAUUUUAGAAUCGAAGCCAUUUCUUUGCCAGCUGCUGGUUUUGAAGUGCUAAAACCCAAUAAGUUGUCAAUAAUACAAAAUGAUAGUUCCGUACAACUGGUCACUUCUAUAAUGGAUACAGACAGGACAACAAGCAAAGAUGAUCAUGACAAACAUGUGGAAAAUGAUUUGCAGACAUUAUUACAAACUGAAUCAUUUUUGCCCAUGUUGCAACAGGCUACUGCAACAACAUUGCAAGACACGAAUGUGGCUACAGCUGAAAGUUCUUCACUUACUACAAUUUCUGCUCAAGAACCUAGUGAAAGUUCUCUAGACACUCUUAGCCUCAAUGUGGAUAAUGAAGAAAUGACCACUUUACCCAAUGUAAUGGAACAAGAUGGGGAAGUGAAGGAUAAACAGGAAUACACAAGAAGUGUUACCAUAAAUCCCUUAAUGAUUGAUGACAGUGAUGCUGAUGAUAAUGGCAAUAAUGAUGAGGUUAAAGAUACAACCUUGGAAUCCGUAACGAAUGAUGAACCUUUAGAAACCACAACACCAAUACAAUUGGAUGACACAACUAUAAUUGAAACAUCUUCGUCUUUGUCUACCACUCCAGCAACACAAGUAGAACUUAAAGAAUUGCUGUUGCAACAAGAACAAGCUCAAAAGGAUUUUGAAGAAUUACAGCGAAUGCGCAAAGGCCAAAAAGAUCAACAACAUGUUGUGUUGAAGAAAUCGAAAGUAGAACCGGUUAAGGUGUUGUCCACAACAACAGAAGCAGCAACUACAACAACAACUGCUACCAACCUGCCAACUGAAACCGAAACAAAAACACAAGAUGAAUUUGUAACAAAAACAGCAGAAACAGCAAUGACACCGUUACUUACUGUCCAUAAUGAAAACGAUAAUAAUGACCGGUUUUACUAUCAACACUUUGCCAAACAAGACAGCGAAGAACUACAGAGCUCUGGCAGUGUAACAACAACGAUGGCGACAGCAUCGGCGGAAGCAGCAGCAACUAAGGCUACAGAAAUUGAAACAAUUCCAUUAUCAAGUGAAAUUGAUCUGGCCGAAGAAUUACGUUUAAUUAACGAGUUAGUGAAGGGCAUACGACCAGCUACCACCUUAACAACAAUCAAAUCAAUGCAAGCAACAACUACAACAACAACCGAAAACCCCACAACAAAAACAACAAUCAAAACAACAUUGCCUGAUAAAAUUCAAUCAAGUACCUCCCCUGUUUCUUUGAGUGAAAGUUCAACAAUUGCAACUAAACCUACUCCAUCAACUUUACAAAUAUGGUCAAAAAUAAUGCCACUAUUAACACCAACAACAUCAACAACUCCCAAAAGUUCUUCACAAGAAAAUUUGAAAACAACGACAGAAAGCUCUACAUUAAGUACACAAGAAGUUUCGAAUGAUAUACAAAUAAGUGAACCAACGUCUUCCUCUUCUAUGCGCAGCAAUAGAAAUAGUAAAAUCAUUAGAAUAAAUGGUUUUAAUAGUAUAUCAACUGGAAAAGCCUCUACCACUUCGACAUCCACAACAACAGAAGAAACAACAACAAUUGAAGAUUCUUCCGCCAGCAGUAAAAGUGAAAAUCUAGAAUCUUCUACUGAGAAUAACACUUAUCAACCCUACUGGUGGCUGCCGGUGGCCUGGCGUUUAGAUAAACCUAUAAGCAGUGAAAAACAACUGGAAGAAGAACAAGAGGUAAAGUCCGAAGAACAACCUUUAUUAUUACGAUUUUGGUCAGCAUAUCAUGCUCCCAAAUCAAGUUAAACUCUAGUUUGAAUUGUGUUUUUUAGUAUAAAUGUUUGUAGGAAAAACUAAAAAAAAACGCCUCAAAAGUAUUAAAUAAAAAACUUUAAAGUUUUAUUUAGUCAAUGAUGGGUGAAAAAGGUUUUAAAGCUUUCCGGUCCAGAUAUACUAUUUAAAAUAUUCUGUUGUCAGCAUCAUUGAAACGUUAACAAGAAAGUAUUAACGUUUUUUAAUCGACUGCAAAGUAUGAUUUAACGUUUGUGUGACACUGAACAGCUUUGAAAAGCUUUUGUCGAUUUAUAUAAGUGGCUUUUAAAAAAUUAAAAAAACAAAUUCUUUUCAAUAUUUUUGGUAAUGUUUUCAAAAAUUUUGUAAAAGUUAUAAUAAACGGUUGUUUUGUCUUUCUUAGGUUGAAGCUAAACUUAAAACUUUAAUUAACGUAAACAGUGGUUAUUUGUAAGUUUCCUCAAGAAAGAGCUUAAAGGUUUUUAAUGCAAAAGCUUUUAAACAGUAUUAACUUAAUGGCAGAAUAUGAAGUUUUGUCUUAUUUUGAGCAUUAAGUAAAAAUAUUUGGUUUUACUGUUAUGUUGAACAUUUUUGAAGUUGUGGCUGUUUUAUAUUUAUAAAAUUCAGCAUUUUGUAUGCAAGGAUAGAUUUUCACUUAUUAUUUUCAUAGUUUUUUUCUUUAUAUUCAACUUUGUUGUGAUUUAUAAAAGCUUUCAUUAUAAACUUAACUGUUUAUUAUUUCAAAAGCUUAAAAAAGAUUGUAAUAUUUUGAUAUUUAGGAAUUAUUGAAUAUAAUUGAGUUGUCUCUUAACAACUGGAAAGUCAAACUUGAUUUAUAAUGUUAGUUUUGAAAUUAUUAGAUAAAAUAAAAGCUUAAUUAUCUCAUACAAAUUUAACUCAAUUUUUUAACUUAAAUUUAUUAUUCUGUAUUUAAAUUUAUCCUCGCAACAAUCUUUUUAUUAAAAAAAACUUUAAAUCAAAGCAAAUAAAUUUUCUAUUAAUAUCCCGAAACUCUUAAAGCUUUUAAUCUUUGAUCCCAUCAUCAAAUGCCGUCAUAUACAUAUUUAAAUGCAUACCUUUAAAUUAUCGAUAUUAUAUUUACUAAUGAGAUUUUUUUUAAGAUUUAUGCAUUUUUUCUAAAACUCAUCCCACAAAUUACAACAGGAAGUUAAAGAAAACUUAAACAAUUUUUUUAUUACAAUUUGUUAUAAUAUUUGUGUUAAUAAUAAUUUUAAGUUGUUGUUGUUUGUACAUAUAAUUUGUUUGAUAAAAUGUUAGAAGAACAGAGGAGAACAUAAAAAUCGUAAAAGGGUUACACUAAAUACGUGAGACCAGUAGCAAUAUUUACUUGUGAUUUACAUAAAAACCUUAAAUAAAUAAAAACAAAAAUAUUUAAAAAUUUUAAUCCCAAAUAUUAUUAAAUAAGUAUUUAUACGAAAAUAAUCAAUAUUAAGUGUAAAAAGUAUAAUAUUUUCAUAUAAUUGUCUUUAUUAGAGUGUAGUUAAAACAUAAAUAAAUGUAAACAUUAUUUUGUAGUUUGUAAAAAUAUUUAUCAUAUUAUUUUAUAAUUUUUUUAAGUACCUUUUAUAAUCAAUGUUUUAUGUACAAAAAUUUAUAGCUUAUUAAUUAAGUCACCUCAUUUAUAAAUAUUUUUUGUAAUAUUAAAAUUUCAAUAAUAAU